Molecule: messenger RNA, 2192 nt
Organism: Zerene cesonia (dogface butterfly)
Lineage: Eukaryota; Metazoa; Arthropoda; Insecta; Lepidoptera; Pieridae
Product: transmembrane protein 115
Exons: 4
Coding region: 24-1127 (367 amino acids)
Biological process (GO): retrograde vesicle-mediated transport, Golgi to endoplasmic reticulum
Cellular component (GO): membrane; Golgi apparatus
Source: RefSeq, a predicted model, not a curated record
GACAUUUGUGUUUUGUAGUAAAAAUGGCUGCGCUUCGAGUGUUUAGUCGUAAUAUACCGUAUUUACGACAACAAUUUUCAGCGUUAUUAGGAAACACAUCGCCAUCAGUGAAAUUUAUUUGUGUUGUUGUAGUCAUUGGUUAUGUAUUAUCGUUUUCUGAAGAUGUUGUCAAUGUACUAAGUGUUACUCCAGGCUACUUAUUACCACCAUCUUUCCAAUUGUGGUCUACUUUCACGUUUUGGUUUCUCGAAAUACACUUGUGGGAGGUGAUUAUAGACGUUAUAACAGUUGGUCUAUGUGGCAAAUUGAUAGAACCACUAUGGGGUCAAAUAGAGAUGAUGAAGUUCUUCAUGCUGACGAAUAUUGGAGUGGCGUUCUUGACAACGUUUUAUUAUUUGAUUAUAUUUUCGUGGACCCAGGACUCGUCGUAUCUCUUCGAUAUACAUGUGCACGGUCUCGCGGGAUAUCUGGCUGCAGUGUGUGUUGCGGUAAAGCAAAUACUGCCAGACCAUUUGUUGAUAAAAACGCCACUUGGUAAACUUACGAACAGAUCUUUGCCAUUACUGAUUCUGAUAUUAGCAAUAAUAUUCUGGGCCGUGGGAGAGUUGGAGGGAACUUAUCCAUGCAUGUGGGGCAGUGGUACAUUGCUGUCAUGGAUAUACUUAAGAUUCUGGCAACGUCACAGCAAUGGCACCAGGGGUGACAUGGCCGAUAACUUUAGUUUUGAUAAUUUCUUCCCAACAGUCCUACAGCCAGUAGUGCGUGGUGUGAUUGGUCCGGUGCACAGAUGCUGUGUCCGUAUCGGUGUGUGCUCCCCAAGUCCAAGGCGCGUGCAUCUCGCGCUCAGCCCGCGCGGCGUCACUAUAUCGAUGCCGGGAGUCGAACCUCAGGAUAUGGAGAGGCGACGGCAAAUAGCACUCAAGGCUCUUAGCGAGAGAUUAUCCAAAACAUCAGAACAAACUAGGCAAAAGAACUUAUCAACUAAGGUAAAUAUGGAUGUGGUGAGGAAGAUGCAAAGUUCACAUGUCAUUCCGCAAUUUCCGAGUGAACCUGAAGCCAGCCAGGCCCCAGCAGAGGCCACUCUUGUGGAUAUUAACGAGCCACCACCAACUACGAAAACUUCAUGAUUAAUGUCAAUUAACUAGAAUAUUGAAUAGAUUGGUUUAAAAUGUGUUCUUCAGUUAUCUUGAAAUGUCAUUAUGACCUCUGUAAAACAAUUAACAAAUUUUAAUGGUGGGCUAUAAUUGUUAUAUGAAUUCACUUUAGUAUUUCUAAUGGUGAAGUUGUGUCUUAUUAAAUAGAUUCUAUUUCUUUUAUUAUAAAAUAUUAUUUACAAUGAUUUUAUAGGAGGUCCUAAUAGCAAUUUCCAUUGUUAAUCUCUGCACAUAAUAUACAAUGAAUGACGCAAAAUAAUUGCUGUGAUCAUAGUCAUUGAAUAGUUACUUCCUCAGAUUCCUUAUAUUUAUUUAAUAAGUUUACAUUUAUCACAGUUUCAGUGUAGGAAUGUGUGUUGUGAAAUAAUACAGGAAUUUGACUGAUAGGUUAAGUGUGGCCCUAUUCGUAUUGUGGGGUGAGAGGAUAGAUGUUUUGGAACAGUGUCGAUAAUGCAUUUAAUUCAAGCAUGUAUAUAAGAGAAUGAAGUGAUUUGAACACAUAGAAAAAGUCCUAAUAUCCUGAUUAAAUUGAAGUUGAAUGGGACAAUAAUAGUGUAACAUAUGUUGAUAUCUGAUCUUAAUGUGUUUAUUACAUUGCAUGUAAUAAUCGAUUGUUCAGUUUAUUACUUUUACAAUUGCGAAUGUCUGUAGGAGAUAAUGUAUUUUAACCACAUAAUAUUCAAGUGGUGUGUUGGGAAGAGGAUAAUAUCUUUACCAACAUUGAAAAGGAUUUUGUAAGGACUGAAUAGGUAUGAAGCAGGUUUUGAAUUUUCGUUAUACUGAGAUUAUCAUUCGAUAAAUCACAAUUUAGUUGAUCAAAACAGUUGAAUGUUUGAUAAAUAAUAAGAUAAUUAGAUUCAAAAUUCGUUAUAAAAACGAAAGUCCUACAUUGCAACUGUGUUACAUUUUGUAAAUACUUUUCUAAACUGAAAUUAUUUAUAUUUCUGAUACAGUUAUUUGUGGUAUUAAUAUUUUUGCAUUUGUUGUAAUGUCUGUUAAUGGUAUUAGUGAGUGGAUGUAUGUUUGUAAAUAUUAUAA